UGGAUCGAGGAUGUUUACGCGCGUGCCUCAAUUGCAGACUAUAUGCAGAUAGCCAAUGAGCAACACUAUGAAGUGUUUACGAAGCUUAUUGUUCGAGUCUCCUGCCUAGGUCCAUCCGCCAAAUAUUCUUCUUGUCUGCAACAGGCAGAAAUUUUGGUGUUAGAAAGCCGCCGCGAGAAAACACAGCUGGCAGAUAGGAUGGAUGUCCUUGACCCUCCAUCGAUUCCGCUCAGGUGA
Molecule: messenger RNA, 237 nt
Organism: Suillus bovinus
Lineage: Eukaryota; Fungi; Basidiomycota; Agaricomycetes; Boletales; Suillaceae
Exons: 2
Source: RefSeq, a predicted model, not a curated record